Messenger RNA from Ilex paraguariensis (yerba mate), 813 nucleotides. The record is from the annotation of a GenBank genome assembly. Lineage: Eukaryota; Viridiplantae; Streptophyta; Magnoliopsida; Aquifoliales; Aquifoliaceae.
CACGUCUAUAAACCCUAGAGAGAGAGAGAAGUGAACUGUGAAAACGCUGCGAAAAUGGCUUCUUCAAUGGCUCUCAGACGAGCGACCACAACAGCUUCAACUCUCUUCACCAAAUUCGUGAACUCCAAAACCCCCUCAAGAACCAUCCCUUCGUCGGCCACUCGCUACUUCGCCACCACCACCACCGACGACGACGACAACUGUGGCUUAAACAAACCGCCUGUUAUUGUGACCGGUCCUCCUCAGAAAUUCAAGAUGGAGAAUCCAUUUCAAUCGACUGGGCCUCGAAACGUGAUCGAAGUCGACGAAGUGAAGGGUCAUACACUGGUUAGGGUAGUGUUACCUGGUGUUGGUGAUGACGGAUUCAAAGUUUGGGUGGAGGAGAACACUGUGUACUUUGUUGGCCAAGGCGAGAUCGAAUACGAGAGAGAUGAUUGUGGGAGGAAGUAUGGUGGUAGCCUUGAGUUUUGUCCCGAAGAUCAUAGGGUUGAUGGGGUCAAAGCCGAGAUGAAGAAUGGCAUUCUCAGGUUAUUGGUGCCAAAUACAAAAGAUGCAGAGAACAAUAAAGGAAAAUGAUUCAAUUUGGAUGGUUUGGGUGAAAAUGUGAAAAUUCCUUAUCCUUAUCUAUCACCUUGAUAUGUUCAACUUAAUCCCUGGCAUGUUCAAUCCACUAGAAAUUUUGUUUGGGUGGUUUGUUUGUUUUGGCAUGUUCAACAUUGUUUUGAUUCAAAAUGAUAUCGUUUUGUUAAUGUCGUUUUGAUCAACAACAGAAGGGGCGAGGGGGAAGGUUGAAGUGCCUUGAUUUUUAUGUAU